This is a messenger RNA of Hippocampus comes (tiger tail seahorse), 5734 nucleotides long. Its product is annotated as sperm-specific antigen 2 homolog. Bases 258 to 3998 code for a protein of 1246 amino acids. The record is from RefSeq and is a predicted model, not a curated record. The transcript has 24 exons. Lineage: Eukaryota; Metazoa; Chordata; Actinopteri; Syngnathiformes; Syngnathidae. Gene Ontology annotation, molecular function: signaling receptor binding.
UAUUUUUCCUCUCGCGCUGGGCACGAAGGAGGAAGCGGAAGCAGGAAUGCGAGACUCGAGCCGAGACGACGGAGGAGGAGGACGAGUCGACUCUUGACAAAUCUUCGCCACCCUUGACACUUUUCUCACUCGCAGCCGACGGACGCGAGGCCAACAAUGAAGAAGGUGAGCGCCGCGACUCCACGCCGGCUGACAACUUGGACAAACAUUUCACCCCAAAAAGUCCACUAGUAGCUGUGGAUGUUGCCGUCGCAACCAUGGAGAGUACUGCCAUCCUCUUGGACCCGGUCCCGCCUCCAGAUGGCAGCGCCGCUCCUAAAUGCACCCUGGCGUCCGUAAGAAGGCGGGCCUGGGCCAAGAGUCGGGAGUCCACUUGGCAGGAUACGCAAAAAGCCCAGACGUCUGAACCCCAGCAGAAAUCCUCGCACGAAGCCCUGCCAGACUGCAGUGAGUCCAACGGAGCUCCGAAGAAGACCUCUGAAGAACCAGGACCCAACAAGAUCACCUGCUGGCUUGACCAAUGCAGGACGCCGCUGGCUGUGUCGCUAGACGAUCAGAGCGCACCUGCGUGCAAAGGGCCGGCCAAGAACGGCUGCAGCUUUGAAGAUGACCUUUCGCUGGGAGCUGAAGCCGACCAUCUUCAGUCCAUCGACAAGAAGACGGGAUCCCGUGGCAGUCUGGCCGCCGAUCAGAAGAGGGGUCAGUACAAAGAAAAAGGCCGAAGUAUGAAUUCCACCGGAUCCGGAAAGAGCAGCACCGUGUCCAGCGUGUCGGAGCUGCUGGACCUGUACGAGGAAGACCCGGAGGAGAUCCUGCUGAAUUUGGGUUUCGGGAGGGACGAGCCCGACAUGUCCUCCAAGAUCCCCUCGCGCUUCUUCAACAGCUCGUCGGCGGCGCGGGGCAUCGACAUCAAGGUGUACCUGGGAGCGCAACUUCAGCGGAUGGAGCUGGAGAACCCCAACUACGCUCUGACAAGUCGCUUCCGUCAGAUCGAGGUCUUGACCACGGUGGCCAAUCAGUUCAUCCAGCUUUACGGCCACGUGUCGGGCCAGCCCGUCCAGAACGUCGGCAGCGGCGGCAGCAGAGAUCAAGCAGGAGGCGAGGUCGUCAAGGACCCCGGGGCGCCCUCGCUUUUCCAGAGGAAGAAAUCAGCUCAGAAUGUGGCCGACCGUCUGAAGAAGAGCCUGAGCAAGCACAACCUGCUGACGGCGUCGCCGGCCCGGACGGCCGACGGGGCGCCGCCCGCCCCCGCCGAAGGGCGAGACGACGAGGACGCGCGGCCCGCCGACAAGCACGUCCGCAAGAAGGACAGCUGCUCGCUGGCCACCGUCGCCGAGGAAGGCGAGAAGGAGCAACGCGCGCACCCCCGGCAAAACGGCGGCGGCGGCGAGCCCGAGUCGGCUGAGCCCGCAGCGGCCAGUCAGAGCGCAGAUGAGCUGCGGGCCCCCGAGAAGGCGGCGGCGCCGACCCUGCUAGCUCAGCUGCGCACGGAGAACGCCGACUCUUUUGACAUGGAGGAGAUUCAGAGUAUCGAAGGCGAAGCUCUCCUGUCCAGAACGUCCAGAAGCUCGGACCUGCUGCGGACGACGAGCCAGCAAUCGGACAGCAGCGGCUUCGCCGAGGAGACCUCCUCGCUGGACGCCGCCGGCAACCUCAAGGUUCAGGAGAGCAGCGACAGCUGUGACAGCGAAACCACGGUGACAUCACACCCCUCGCAGGACGUGACCACGCCCGUGGCUCUGAACCAGCCGGCGUUCGACUUGCCCGACGUGCAGGCCGAGGAGUCGCCGCCACCCGCUCCCUGGGUCGGGGCGGCGAGCCGAGAAGCCGAGAGUUCCCGGAAGCGGGAAGACGAUGGAAAAGAUCAUGAAGAGUCCGAGCCGGUGCCGCAGUACAAGGCCCACCAGCUCCCCAAGAACCUUGCGGCGGGAGAUGACGGCCCAGAACCUCAGCAAGAUCCCGAACAAGAAGAUGCCCGAGUUUCUCAAGAUGACGCCCAGAAGGAGCCGCCGCCCUCAGAGCCGCCGCCCGCAAACUCGGGUUCGCUUUCCUCGGGUCCCACGCCGUCAGCUCACGCCUCAGGUCUUCAAGCCGCGGCACCCCGGGCUCCCCCUUUCCAUCUCCCCGCCUCGGACUCCCCCGUCCUGAGCGCGCUGAGUCGCGUUAAGCAGCGUUUGGGUGAGGUGGGCCCGCGCUCGAGCCGAAGGUGUCCUCGUAGCGGUCUUCCCUUGCAGAGGUCCUCUUCCCUCCCAUCCUCGCUGCAGUCCCCCACCAAGGUGGUCUCGUCCGUCAAGGUCCAGUUGGGGCCGGACCGGGCCUUUUGCAGUCAGCCCCGCUACGCCUUCCGCUACGUCCAGGAGCCCGACGACGAGCCGGAGCGCGCCGACUCGCCCACCUGCAUUUCCACCCUGGUGAUCCAGAACGCCGCCGCGUCCGACGACGGAGCCGCCGCCGCCGCGUCGCGUCCCCUCAAUCGCUCGUCCCGUUCGCUGAGAUAUGCCAGCCCCCCCACCGAGGUGCCCUGGAUCAGCCAGAGCGUCCCGGAUCUUUCGUCCGCUCGGGAGCCGCUCGGACACCAUCGGCAGGGCGGGACCCCGUUCCCGGGACAAGAUAUCUUCCUCUCCCCGAACCCGAGCCCCAGACCGCAGACCCCUUUAUCCGCCCCCGCCUUCAACCCGUCCCUGCUGUACGCCACGUCUCCGCAUCCCUACGCCAGCCUCCCCAACCUCCUCCAGCCUUAUCCCAACCACUUCACCUUCACCCCGCCUCCUUUGGCGACGCCGCCCCACUACGCCAGUCUGUGGAACGUCCCUUUGGGAACUCCCCCCAUGCACCAGUACCACGGCGGCAACUACCCUACGGCGCACCCUUUCGUGGCCCCGCCUUACCCGGGUUACCACGGUUAUGACCCCAGCCCCUUCCCCACGUUGGCUCCGGACCCCGCGGCGCAUUGGGGUGGCGGACUCCCGGGUCAAGGCCAGGGUCCCGGCCCCCACCACGGUAUCGGGAAUAGCUCUCAGCCGGAUCAUAAUGUGGGUCAGAGCCCCCACCCGGGUCCCUGGCCGGGUUUCGGCCUGGGUCACGGCCCCUACCCCUACCCCGGCGCCGGCAACGGCCCUCAUCUGGGUCACGGUCUCGGUCACAGCCCCUACCUGGGCGUCGGCCCGGGAACCUACCCGGGUCCGGGCCCGGGUCUCGGUCCCGGUAACGGCCUGCACUUGGGUUCGAGUCCGGGUUCCGGUCAGGUGUUGUCUGGGACGGAGAUGCAGCUGAGGAGGGUCCUUCAUGACAUCAGGGGGACCGUUCACAAUCUCAACCAGCAGCGCGUCAACGCCUCGGACGUGCGUCCCGAAGCCCCCCGCCGACAGGACCUGGACGAGCUCCGGCAGAAACGACGCAGCCUGGCCGCCUUCCGGACGCAGAUGCUCCAACUGGAGCUGUCGCUCGUCCGCCAGCAGGCGCUCGUCUUCAAACAUCUGAGUCCCGCCGACAGGCUCGAGGUGGAGCAGCUGGAGUCUCUGCGGUCGGCCGUCAGAGACGAACUGCUGGCGUUGGAACAACAGCUGGAGGACAAACUGAUGGAGCUGACGCAAGACGCGGGGCCGCCCAAGGGUGCCGGCACGGACGAGGCAUCGGCCAGCUCGGCGCUGCGAGCCGUGGAGCCGGUGUCGGACCUCCUGAGGGAGCAGUUCCUCCUGCAGUCGGAGCUGAGUGACGACCGGCACGCCGCCUCCUCGCUGCCCCCCCUCGGCCCGGGGCCGGGCGCGGGCGGGCACCCGCGCGGGCCCGCUGUGUACCGGGCGUCCAUCAACAUCACCCCGGUGCCACCCGCUCGCCCCGACAGGAGGCGGGACGAGGAGGGCGAAGAGGAGGCGCUGGGGGCGGGACGAGGCGACGGCGACGCCCUGCACCAGCUCAUCGCGGAGGUCGGUGAGAGCGUGACGCAGGAAGCCAUCUUAAAGGAGCCGUCGGCACCCAACGAGGCGCCCCGCCUGUAGUCCGGCCGGCGCGUCUGCAACCCCGCGGGAGAGCAACACUGAAUGUCGACUACACUGUGCACCGCCCACCAGCCGAUGGCAAAACCAGCACCGAGCGACCAGCGAGCACUUUCACCUUUCGUUUGGUUUGCUUCAGCCUUGAACGCCCGCCAACACUAACGCCCCAAGCGCGAGCGGUCUUGACGUCAGCGGGAAGCAUACCUGCUCGUCGCACCGGCGCCGGCCGGGACCACCGUCGGUCAACGUGACCCGAGCCUGUCAUUAUUGGGAUCGAAAAGUAAGACCGGGAGCAGCUUGCUGGACCUGCAAGUAGUGAGCCGGUCAUCAGGACCGGUACCAACACAAUGAAAUCAAAUCCACUGACCGGGACCUCUUCUGUGCAGCAGCGAGUAGGGCCGGCUCCAGUCAACAGGGGGGGCAAGUCAGACCCGGACCGCUCAACGAGACUCGUAUCAGAAAAUCAGAUCAGUAAACACAACCAAGCCCUCUAAGAAGAAACAAUUUGCCAAGGCACCGGGACUGGACUCGGUCAGCAAGAUCGGUACCUGAAAGUGGGAGUAGUGGACCCGGUCGCCAGGACCAGAAUCGGAACCAGCAAACGCAUCUUCAGAAAAUUGGACGAGGAACCGUAGAAGCCGGGACCGCUCGGACCUUGGCCCAUCAAAGACCAUAGACCAGCACUCUAACAGCACUCUGUUUUUUUUUUUGUCUUGUUUUUCGUGGGAAAGAUGGUGUGCGUGAGUAGUGAGAGAGCAAAUGUGUGUAUGCACUAAAUGGACGUUUCCAUCAAUACACUCCAGCAUCGUCGCCGUGACGCUUGAAAGGAGUUUGCGCGCACCGCCGUCAGCCGCGAGCGUCCUUUCAGCUGUACUGUGGGUGGUGUUUAAACACGACCGGUGAGAAAAGCUCUUCGUUGUUUGCUAACAUGCUUGCCAACGAGCUAGUGAUAAGUUUGUGGCUAGGCAGCUACCGCUAAACAAAAAUGAACGUUCUUUGCCAUGUUGCUAAUCUAUUGGCGUUGAUGAUUUGUACUGUUGAAAUGACAUGCUACAUGUUAGCUGUUAGCCACCUGAGCUGAGGAGAUGUUGAGCAAAUCUUUUGUUGACUAGCAACAUGUCAAGGCUUGGCAAAUUGAGCUCGCAUGCUAACCGAGCAGCUAAGGAAGCCAUUUAUUGAUGGCUCGGAUGUUUUUUUUAUCAUCAGUUAGAAGAUACAGUUGAGAGGGGGAAAAAAAAGGGAUGUUCGCCAGUUCGCUAAUCUAUUAGCAUCAUCUGGUUUGUGCCACAUUUCUGAGCUAUCUCACCGUUAUCCGGCUAGUUUAUCGACACUAUGUUUAUAGCUACGUGGCAGCUGCGGCUAAAAUAUCAACGGACACGUUUGUUAUUGGUGGAAAAAUCUUGAAGUCCAGAUCAGGCUAAAAGGGUUGUUGCGCGGCCGGUGUGCGUAUGUUGUCAAAUGAGGCGAGCACUAAGACGUGAGCAUUGUUCAAGGUGAAGGAAUGUGUGAAAUAACCAACGUUUAAACUUCACUCCGUGUCCGUCCACGAUCGUAAUUCAUUAGCAAUAUUUUGGGGGGGGAGGGGGGCGGGGGGUUGACUGUGUGAAUCUUUCUCUUAAUAAUUUGGUGGGUUUUGCUUUGAAACAAAGCAUGCACGCGCGCGUCUUUGUGUGUGCCUUUGGUCAAUGCGGGAACGCCUCACUGGCUAGAAAUAAUAAAGAAAGAUGUAUUUAUUUUCA